Messenger RNA from Penicillium atrosanguineum, 1434 nucleotides. It is a transcript of the gene hxkB, whose product is annotated as putative hexokinase. Gene Ontology annotation, biological process: glycolytic process; glucose 6-phosphate metabolic process; intracellular glucose homeostasis. Gene Ontology annotation, cellular component: mitochondrion; cytosol. The transcript is spliced from 3 exons. The record is from RefSeq and is a predicted model, not a curated record. Gene Ontology annotation, molecular function: glucokinase activity; ATP binding; fructokinase activity. Bases 1 to 1434 code for a protein of 477 amino acids. NCBI's taxonomy places the organism in Eukaryota, Fungi, Ascomycota, Eurotiomycetes, Eurotiales, Aspergillaceae.
AUGUCGAGUUUCCGCUACCGCCCUGAGAUCCUGGAAGGGGUCGCAGAUCACAUCGAUUGCGACUUGAAGGAAUAUGAGGACUGGUUUACUCUCGAACCAUCCCAGCUGAAGGAGAUCACCGAUCAUUUUAUUAAAGAGCUCGAAAGGGGGCUUACGGUAGAGGGUGGUAAUAUACCGAUGAACAUCACCUGGGUUAUGAGCUAUCCCACCGGUCACGAACAGGGAAGAAUCCUGACAAUAGAUAUGGGCGGCACUAAUCUCCGUGUCUGCGAUAUUCACUUAUCAUCAACAAAGAGAGACUCCGAUCAGAUUCAGAAGAAAUACGAACUGCCGAAGCCGAUCAAAGCAGGCACGGCCGACGAACUGUGGGACUGGGUUGCGGAUCGUGUGCAGGACUUCCUCAAUGAUCACGACAGUGGUGGCCAAAAAGACAGACAGUUACCGUUGGCCUUCACAUUCUCUUUUCCAGUGGACCAGAAGUCCAUUUCAUCGGGUGUCCUGCAGCACUGGACUAAGAGCUUUAAUGUGUCCGGGGCAGAGGGCGAGGACAUAGUGGCACAAUUGGAAGCUGCGAUUAAUAGGAAGAAAGUUCCAGUGAAGAUCGUCGCCCUGAUCAAUGAUACGACCGGCACACUCAUUGCCUCGAACUACGGCGAUCCGCACGUCAAAGUCGGCUGCGUCUUCAGCACCGGAUGCAACGCGGCAUACAUGGAAGAAUGUCGACUGAUCCCCAAGCUGAAGCAUCUGAACCUCCCAGAAGACGCGCAGGUAAUCAUCAACACUGAAUACGGCGCGUUCGACAACGAUUCCGUAAUAUUACCCCUGACCCCAUGGGACCACCAAAUCGACCGCGAGUCCUUGCGCCCCGGAACCCAGCGCUUUGAGAAAAUGGUCGCAGGUCUUUAUGUGGGAGAAAUGCUGCGCCUUAUCAUGGUCACCCUGCACGAGGAAAACAAGCUCUUCAAAGGCCAAGACAUCACGCGUCUGCGAUCCGAGAACGCACUUGACGCGACAUUCCUAUCUAUCGCCGAGCUGGAUAUUUCAGAGGAUCUGGAAGACAUGCGAUAUGAGUUCGAGAGCAGUCUGAGCCUAAGCCCCGUGCUGAUCGAGCUUAAAGUUUGCCGGUACCUUAUCGGUCUGAUCGCGACCCGCGCGGCGCGUCUGUACGCGUGCGGAAUCGCGGCAAUUUGCAAGAAGAAGGGUAUUAAAAAGUGUCAUGUCGGUGUGGAUGGCUCUGUCUUCAACAAGUAUAGUGGAUUUAAGCAACGAGCUGCGCAGGGACUGCGUGACAUCUUCGACUGGCCAUCUCACGAGCUGGACUUGAUCGUGUUGAAUCCAUCAGAGGAUGGGUCGAGUUUAGGUGCUGCUCUAGCAGCAUCUCUGGUUCUUAAUAGAGAAACGAAAGAGCACCCGAGCCAAGUGAUGGAAGAUUAA